Messenger RNA from Telopea speciosissima, 1514 nucleotides. Its product is annotated as protein POLAR LOCALIZATION DURING ASYMMETRIC DIVISION AND REDISTRIBUTION-like. The record is from RefSeq and is a predicted model, not a curated record. The coding region runs from base 81 to 1202 and encodes 373 amino acids. Gene Ontology annotation, biological process: asymmetric cell division. The transcript has 3 exons. NCBI's taxonomy places the organism in Eukaryota, Viridiplantae, Streptophyta, Magnoliopsida, Proteales, Proteaceae.
CGUGCCUCUGAUUUUAAAUAUGGACCAUCUGGCUCUCUUCUUUUGGGUCUAUAAGAUUGAAAAAGGAAGAAAUCAAGAAAAUGAAGAUUGGGUCUUUGUCUCUUGUGAGGAUUUUUCGCUUCCGCGGAGAACGGAAGCAGGAGAUGCGAAUCGCCGAUUUCCUCGAGGAUUGCGACAACGAAGACUACAACAAGAUGGAUGGGAAAAGACGACGAAAAGUGUGUUCUGGUGGUUCUUCGUGUUCUUCUCCGAGGUGGGUUUUGUCUCGUUGCCUCUCUUAUCUCAAGCCGAGGUCAAGGGAGCCAAGCAACUGCAGAACCAGGGUAGUGUUGGCGAAGACAGAGGAGAGGAGAACAAACGAAUCGGAAAGAAGAAGAAGAGAGAAGGAGAGCAAAUCAACUGAUGGGUCUUUCUUAUUAGGGUGUCAGAGGGAUGGAGCGAAAGACAAGUCAUCAUCUUCUCUGGUAGAAGAUUCUACAAGAAAUUCUGAAAUUGUUAAUUCAUCAGUUGAAUCUUCAGGAAGAUAUACGAAGGAACUGUCUUUCAACUUGGGUCUUGGUGUUGGUCUGGGUUUUCUUAUUGCUGAAAGUAAAAAUGAGUUCAAGAAGAUGAUGGAGCUACGGACACAAAUGGAAAUGCUUCUCAAAGAAAUUAAAGGUGGAAUGCAAAGGAAAGAUCUAUACUUUGUUGAAUCUGAGGCAAAAAAUGAUCUCUCUUCUUCCUCAGGAGACUUCAAUGAAGUUGGUAGGACAAACUACCAUCUUGCCAUUCAAAAUCAUCAAUCAUCCAACCAUUUGGCAGAGACUGAAAUCACAAGGGACUGCAAUCAGUUACCAAAAUGUGAUACACACAGAAAAGAGGGAUGCCCAGUGGCAAUUAGUCAACUGGAAGCAGAACUUGAAGCAGAACUAGAACGUUUGCAGUUCAACUUGUAUACUCAAGAUUCACCAAGGAAUCUGCAGCAGGAAAAUGGGGAGAUGGUAGUUGAGAACAAUGCCCAGGCCAGAAGCUGUUUGGAAGAAGUGGAUGACUCUUAUGAUUCAGAUACCACUGAGCACAAUGGAAUUUGUCCAUUGGAGCUUGAGAGGAGAUUGCAUGAGCUACUGGAAGCAAGACAGCAAGAGCGGAUAGCAGAGCUUGAGUUUGCUUUGGAUUGUUCCCAGCACAAACUCCUUGAGAAAGAAAUGGAGAUCUCUUGGUGAGAGGACACUACAAAACUCAUUUCUCAUCACGUUCCAGAAACAUGCUUGUCAAGGUAAGAUCUGCAAAUCCCAAAAUCAUUGCACCUUGGGAAGUUCUAGGUUGCACCUUUAUGUAUUGAAAUGAAUGUUGGUCUCAAUUGACUUUUUUAUUCUUUUGCUUUUGACAACCUACAUUGUGGAUUAUAAUAGGCACAAAUAAAGAAUGGAAAAUGAGAAGUACCCAUACUGUGAAGUUGAGAAUUAGGAAUUGGCCUUAAUUUGGAAAUAUUGUAGCUUGUUGACAUACUAAUAUCAAAUGAUAUAUGUUGUCAU